Messenger RNA from Gastrolobium bilobum, 1146 nucleotides. RefSeq names its product ATP-dependent Clp protease proteolytic subunit-related protein 2, chloroplastic. Lineage: Eukaryota; Viridiplantae; Streptophyta; Magnoliopsida; Fabales; Fabaceae. The record is from RefSeq and is a predicted model, not a curated record. Gene Ontology annotation, biological process: protein quality control for misfolded or incompletely synthesized proteins. The transcript is spliced from 9 exons. Bases 116 to 967 code for a protein of 283 amino acids. Gene Ontology annotation, molecular function: serine-type endopeptidase activity; ATP-dependent peptidase activity; ATPase binding. Gene Ontology annotation, cellular component: endopeptidase Clp complex.
UCUUCAUCUUCAUCCUUGUUACCUUGUAAGUUGUAACUUGUUCAGGUUUUGAAGCAGAGAGUGCCUUCCCUAUCUGCAAUCUUCUGUGUGUUAUUCCAUCCUGGUUCACCUCAAAAUGGCGGUAGCACCCUACACGACCGGUUCUGCACCGCGUAUUUGUCCUCCUCCUAGUUGUGGCACUAAACUCUACUCCGGAUUGAAACUUCAAUCUGCAACUCCUUUUGGAGCGGAUAAACCUAACGUAACCGCUGAGUUUUAUGGAAAAGUUCACAAGAUCCUUCAGUGCCGGUAUGCUAACCACAAACCAGCAAGGGCACAAAUUCAAAUGAUGCCCAUAGGGACUCCUAGAGUCCCUUAUAGGACACCUGGUGAAGGAACUUGGCAAUGGGUUGAUUUAUGGAAUGCCCUUUAUCGAGAACGUGUUAUCUUCAUUGGACAAGAGAUAGAUGAAGAAUUUAGUAACCAAAUAUUGGCAACUAUGCUGUAUCUUGACAGUAUAGACAACUCUAAGAAGCUCUACAUGUACAUCAACGGUCCUGGUGGGGAUCUUACACCAAGCAUGGCUAUCUAUGACACCAUGCAGAGCUUGCAGAGUGCUGUAGCCACCCAUUGUGUUGGCUAUGCCUAUAAUCUUGCAGCUUUUCUUCUUACAGCUGGAGAAAAGGGCAAUCGUUUUGCAAUGCCUCUUUCAAGAAUUGCUCUCCAAUCUCCAGCAGGAGCUGCUCGUGGUCAGGCUGAUGACAUUCGUAAUGAAGCAAAUGAACUUCUUAGAAUCAGAGAUUACCUUUUCAAUGAAUUGGCUAACAAAACAGGCCAGCCUAUUGAGAAGAUUACCAAAGACCUGAGCAGGAUGAAACGCUUCAAUGCACAGGAGGCUCUUGAAUACGGGCUCAUUGAUCGGGUUGUCAGGCCGCCCCGCAUUAAGGCUGAUGCACCCCCCAAGGAUGCAGGCACAGGUCUUGGUUAAGAACGCAUGGUUUGUCACCCAUAUUACUGAGUAAUAUUGCAGAAUCAUAGUGUUUUUCAUUUUUUUCCUUCGUCAAUUUGUGGAAUGUGUAUAAUAUUUGGAUAGUUAGAACUUGUUGGCUGGAUAUUGAUGCUUGUUUAGAAAUGAAUGAAUUCCAGUUCUUAAUGAAAGCAGUGACA